Messenger RNA from Necator americanus (New World hookworm), 1329 nucleotides. RefSeq lists its product as uncharacterized. The transcript has 12 exons. Bases 1 to 1329 code for a protein of 442 amino acids. Gene Ontology annotation, cellular component: microtubule organizing center; microtubule. NCBI's taxonomy places the organism in Eukaryota, Metazoa, Nematoda, Chromadorea, Rhabditida, Ancylostomatidae. Gene Ontology annotation, biological process: intracellular signal transduction. The record is from RefSeq and is a predicted model, not a curated record.
AUGAAUUCGGACGAACGACGUGAAUACGAGCUCGACUUCACCGGACCACCGCCCAAGGUCGAUUUCGACUUCCAGGCGAUACGGAUACGCGUUUACAAGAACGGUGACGAACGAGACCCUGGGAAACUGAUCACUGUUACUCGUCGAGAGUACAAACAUUGGAUUGUAUUCCUUGACUCUUUGACAAGAAAACUGGGAACAACCACGGCAAUUCACAAACUCUUCACCACUCGUGGAAUACGGAUCGAGCAUUUCACGGAGUUGGAGAACAAUGGUGAAUAUGUAGCAGUUGAACGUGGUCCAUUUAUCGAUUGCAAUUACGGGGCAGGACGAGUAUGGACGCAAACGGAGAGGGGUCACCCUGAGACCAGCAGAGUUGGUCCCGGAGGGAGGAGUCACGUCACCGUACGGGAACAUCCUCGAUCUGAAAAAGAAAUUUUGAGCAAAGAUAAACGUGAAGAUUACGAUGACGAUGACGUCGACUUCCCCACAAAUCCGCACUCACGGACUCCUGGCGAAAAAUAUUCGGUUACGAAAUGGACGUCUCUUGUUCGCGUCACAGAAAGCAAACCCGCAUAUCUGCACUCAGGCGAUAGCAUGGAUAUCUAUUUGAAGAAGGAAGGUUACGGUAGCACUACGGGAUUACCGUAUCCACUGGAUGGUUUAUCCAGAAGUCCAAAUGCUUCGGCUCUUCAUUUAAGCAAUUUGUCAAAGGAAAAGCUUGGCGGCAGCAUGGAACACCUCAAUAAAACAGGCGAUUUGUGGAGUAACAAUAAUCAUUCCUCGAGCAUGGCCAAUAUUCGGGGAGGAGAUACAAAAGAAAUAAAUGUAACAAAAGAACAUUCAACAAGUGUCACACGGCUGCCACGGCUUGUUGGAAUUGAUGACGACACACAAAGGAACAAAUCUAAUAAAUCCACUGCGAAAAUAAAAGAAAGUGCACGAUUACCUCCAAUCAAACGAAACGAGUUGGUACCAGUGUUAAAAGACACAAAGGAGGAAUCCACAAGACGAGAAGAAACUACGAGAGGAGCUACCAGGGAUAUGGGCCGCCCCACACAUGUUGAGAAGAAGGAAAUCGAGGAGACGAAAGACAUUCGAGAGUAUGCGGUUAUCGCAGAUAAACGCCUUCAACCGUGGGAGGGGAACAGUGAAAAAGUAUACGAGAAGAAGGAAAGGAUGCGAGAAGUGGUCACCGAAGGUUCGAAACCACCAUGGACUGAAACUGCACGUCGUCCUGCGAAAAGGACUGAAGUGGUGAGAACAUACGAGAAAAUCCACGAAUACACCCGAGUUAUCGACGAAUAUGAUCCAGACUUUGUGGAUUGA